This is a messenger RNA of Colletotrichum godetiae, 1490 nucleotides long. RefSeq names its product cytochrome P450. The record is from RefSeq and is a predicted model, not a curated record. Gene Ontology annotation, molecular function: oxidoreductase activity, acting on paired donors, with incorporation or reduction of molecular oxygen; heme binding; monooxygenase activity. The coding region runs from base 61 to 1347 and encodes 428 amino acids. The transcript has 7 exons. NCBI's taxonomy places the organism in Eukaryota, Fungi, Ascomycota, Sordariomycetes, Glomerellales, Glomerellaceae.
GUUGGGUCUCUCCAGCCCUCCUCCAGACCGAUCUACUCGUUGAUACUCGGAACAAAAGUCAUGAUCGUUCUGUCGUCGGACACAACGGUCAAAGAAGUACUGGACAAGAGGAGUGGCAACUACUCUGACCGGCCAGACAUGUUUAUCGGUCAGAAGGUAGCCAGUGGUGAUCUCCGCCUCGUUGUGAUGAGAUACGGAGACAACUGGCGAAUGAUCCAUCGCAUGGUACACAAUAUCUUGAACAUCAAGGCUGCUGUCACGUACGUCCCUUACCAGGACCUCGAGAAUAUGAUUCUCCUAGACGAUCUCUUGGAAACUCCUUCCGACUUUCUCCAACACAUAAGAAGAUUCACCUACUCUCUUUCUACGCAGAUGAUUUACGGUUAUCGCUGUACUGACAACCAUGACCCGAAGCUCCUGCAGCUGUUUGAGAGCUUUGAGAAUUGGGGCAAGCUGUCCGGAAGUUCUAGCGCUCAGUUGGCAGAUGUUUACCCUUUCAUCCAAAGCUUACCAAGUGCUAUUGCGCCCAACGUCAGAUACGCGAAGAAGCUUUACGAGAUUGAGAGCAAGAACUAUCUUAGGCACUGGAUGAUGUCGAAGAAAGCACUCGAUGACGCAACAGGAUUGGUGAGAUUUAGCGACGAUGCUGCUGCUUAUAUCAGCGGCUCGCUGCUCGAAGCAGGCUCAGACACGACGGCAGGAACCCUCUAUGGUUUCAUCCAGGCCGUUCUCGUUUGGCCAGAUGUGCAAAGAAAGGCUCAGGAAGAAAUUGAUCGGGUGAUCGGCAACGAUCGUCUUCCCACCAUCGAUGACUAUCCGAACCUGCCGUACAUCCGCUGUUGCAUCAAGGAGAGCCUGCGGUGGAUGCCCACUGUCUUUCUCGGCGUGCCACAUGCCGCGGUCAAGGACGACGUUUACAUGGGCUACAACAUCCCAAAAGGUGCGACUGUUGUGAAUAAUGUGUGGGCCAUCCACAUGGAUGAAGAGCGGUCGCCCAACCCUCGCGUAUUCGACCCCGAGCGCUUUAAGGAUGACCACACAACGCUCUAUCAGUCCGCUAUGGGGGACACGAAAAAACGCGACAACUUCGUCUUCGGCGCAGGACGACGCCUGUGUCAGGGUAUUCACAUCGCCGAAAGAUCGCUCUUCCUGGGCAUGUCGAGGCUCUUGUGGGCUUUCGACUUCUCCCCGACCGUAGAUGGCCAAGGCGAUCCGGUGAAAUACGACAUUGAAGACCUCGUCGGUGGUAUUACCUCAUUGGACCCGGUCACCAUGCAAUGGAAGCAGGUCCCGGAGGGUAUGGCGUUCAGUACCUGGAUGCCGGAUGAACUUUCAGACAACAUGUAGCUGUGAUUUGCGUUAGUUUGGAUUUUCAUAAUGAUCCUGACUAUCUACCUAAAACUGUUCACCCGUCAUGUGAAAUGUAGUCAUAGGGAGAAGAGAAUCGGAUUAUUUAGAUUCUCAGAGUCACGACUAGUAAUUAUUCAGAG